AUGCCUAGGAGCUCAGCUGCUGCUGCUGCUGCCCUUACAAAUGGAGCAGGACUCUCCGGGGCGGACCUCUUCUUCUUCCUGUGCUUCGUCCUCGCCUCUCUCUCCGUGAUCUCAGUUAUAUCGUUUGCCUGCGGAGAUAAAGGAGACUCUGACAGCCCUCAUGGCAAGAAGAAGAGUAAGAAAGGCGGUGGCGUCGGAUAUUAUUCCGCUGCUGCUGCUCCUCCUGAUGCAGGUGGCGGCGGGCACCACGUAGGUGGAGGCAGGCACCACGGAGGUGGAGGUGGCUGCGGCGGUGGAGGCGGGCACCACGGAGGUGGAGGCGGCUGCGGCGGUGGAGGCGGGCACCACGGAGGUGGAGGCGGCUGCGGUGGUGGAGGCGGGCACCACGGAGGUGGAGGCGGUUGCGGCGGUGGAGGCGGUCAUCACUAA
Punica granatum (pomegranate) is the source of this 429-nucleotide messenger RNA. The record is from RefSeq and is a predicted model, not a curated record. Lineage: Eukaryota; Viridiplantae; Streptophyta; Magnoliopsida; Myrtales; Lythraceae.